AUGGUAUUUAUCACUCAUUUUGACCGAUACAUUUUGUUACAUCAAACAAACAUUGUUUAGAAAGCACAAAAAAAAAAUCAUUGGGAACAAUAGAAGAAUUAUAAAUAUCUCAACUAAACUAUCACCAAAAUCAAGUGAUCCCAUUGUUUUUUCACUCAAGUGCUUCGGUGUAGAAAUUUUCUUCUUCACAAAAUUGAUAAUGCUUUUCACUUACAAGCAAGGUUCAAGAAGGCACUAGGCAGGCAGUGGGAUUAUGCCUAGUACCUAGCACGAAUAUGUCCUCAUCCACAACACUUUUUUUUACUUUAGUUCAAUCUUAAAAAUGAUUAAUAACCUAGCUAACACUCAACAACAAGCAAAACAUGAUUUCUUAGAUUUAUGAUGGUGAAAAGUAGGGCAAAGGGUUGGGUCGACCAGCUGGAGAAGAACUAAAGAAGUCAUUUCGGAAAGAUUAGCUACAUUUUUUCAUAAUCCUUGGUAUGUCGAUGGGUUUAAAAGCAUCAACCGCCAUGAUUAAUCACACCUCACGCCAAUUAAUUGUGCCUAGCUUCACAAGGCGUUAUGAAUGCCUAAUGGUAAUAUGGUGUGCCUAGGACCUAGGCGAGGCAUUUUGUUAGUGGCUAGCGCCUAGGUGCACCUAGUCGUGCGCGAAAUUACGCUGUCUAGAAUCUUGCUUACAAGUGUGGUAAAAAAUCUACGAAUUAAAGGUUAAUAGCUUACGUUUUUACGCUUCUAUGUCACCAAAACGCUUCUACAUAAAAUCUCGAAUUUGACUACAUUGGUGGUAAGAACUAAGAUAUAAGGGAUGACAUGAAAAUGAUUUUUUUUAUUAUUUUCCUACCUUUUAAUCAAUUUGUAUUUCUUCGUUUUAACUCUUGUUGUGAAAUAUUUUGAAGAGAUGAACCAAGUUCAUUGUAAUCUCUAAUUUUUUUUAUAUUUCGACAAAACAAAUUUGUACGACCUUGGUACCACUACGUAUUUUCGAUGAGUUCAGUGUGAUAUAUUUCGACGAAGAUUUCAAGACAUCAAUGUGGAUAUAUUUAAGAAGUAUGAUUAAUAUCUACGUUGCAAAAUUUGUAUUAUGAAUUAUAAAAAAUUAGACAAGGUCGUAAAACUUAGUGGAAACCAAAUUUAUGCAUGAUCACUAACUAACCGGAUUACUAAUCAAAACAGAGUGUAGUUAGCAACUCCAUAACCCUAAAAAAUGUUAUGAAACCAACUCCAUAUUUAUCUCUUUAUUUUACUUUCAACCCAAACGAGAAAUUUUACAAUGCUAUAUAGUAUUGGUGCUAUAUGAUUUUGCCUUUAUGGUACAACUUAAAAUUGUACAUUUACAUUAUGGUACAACUUCAGAUUGUACCUAUACUUUUUGUACAAAUUCUUUUAUGGAACAACUUGAACUUGUACUUUUAUGUGAUGGUACAACUUUGAGUUGUAAAGUUGUACCAUAACAUAAUGGUACAAAUUGCUUUAUGGUACAACCUAAAUUUAUACAUUUAAUGUUAUGGUACAACUUUAAAUUGUACAUUAAAGCACCAAUACUAUAUAGCAUAGUAGAAGUGCUCACCCAAACACUUUCACCUCACUAGUUUCAGACUUCAGUUACCUCCAAUUACACUCUCAGUGAUUAUCUUCCUCCCUUUAAUCCACAAUUGUAAUUUGUAAGUUCCAGAACAACAGAGUGUAGUUAGCAAGCUAUAAGAACAGAGCCUCGUCUCCAUUCAGUCACUUGCUGACUGGUUGCUGAACCAUUCAAAACAACAACAUCAAGAAAAAAAAAAAAACACACUUCAGCAAUUAUGAUGGGCAGGGAGGAAUUUAGCUGGUGUCCGAAUUCACCAGACCAAUACCCUUCAUCGAGCUCAACAACAACAUCCACCACCAGGAAGAAGAAGAUCAAGAACAAGAACAAGAACAGAAAGAGGUUCAGCGACGAGCAGAUCAAGUCACUGGAGUCCAUCUUCCAGUCGGAAUCCCGACUCGAGCCCCGAAGGAAGGUCCAGGUCGCUAAGCAACUGGGGCUGCAGCCUCGCCAGGUGGCCAUAUGGUUCCAGAACAAGCGGGCUCGACGCAAGUCCAAGCAGCUCGAGCGAGACUACAACAUCCUCGGGGCUAGCUACACCGCCCUGGCUUCCCGUUAUGAGUCCCUCAAGAAAGAGAAACAAGCCCUGGCUUUAAAGUUGCAGACGCUGAAGGCAGAGGAAUGUGAAGGAGUGCCAGCUGCUGCUGCUGCUACUAAUAGCAGUGAAACAAUCAAGACCAAACCCAAAUCGAGGCCGAGGAAUUCGAUGAAGGGGUCAGGAGAAGGACUAGGAUUCAUGUCGGAUGAGUAUCUGGGAAUGGAAGAGGCAGAUCAGGAAGCUGCAAAACUUAUGAGUGACAUGGUGGAAUAUGGUGGCUGUGAUGGAUCACAGGAAGACUGGGGGUGUUUGGAUUCAGAUGGAGUGUUGUUUGAUCAACCAAGCAGCGAUUGUCAAUGGUGGGACUUUUGGGCUUGAUCGAUCGAUUGAACUUCAGGGUUCUUUAAUUUGAUUUUGUGCACUCUUAAUUAGCUUGGAGUUGUUGGAGUCAGAUUAUUAUGUGUAUAUAAGGGUCUGCAGAUCAGGAGAAGGAAAUAAACCGAGGAAGGCAUAGAAUUGAGAAGGGCUCUCUCUCUGUGUGGAGAAAUAGAAGAUCCUGUGUCGAUUGGUCUAAUACAGAACUAGAGAUUCAGAAAGCAGACAGAUUUUUAGCAGGCAUAGUUGUACAUACAGAUGCAUAUUGGAUUUGUCUUCCCGGUUCUGUUUUUUCUCUGCUUAUAACUUCCUUUGUUUCUGUUUUCUCUAUCAAUGUCAUGUAUAGCUUUUCUUUUCUUUGUUUUGUCACCUUAAGGUUUCCUUGAGAUAAGUCUAUCCCCCUAGUCAUAGGGAUGGCAACUUUGCCCAUAUCCAUGGGUUUCUUACUAUCCAACCCAAUUGGGUUGGGUAUGAAAUCCAAAUAGAUGGAUAUGGGUAGAGUUUGAUGGGUUUGUACCCAUACCCAUUUACUUUGGGUUGAGUUGGGUUUAUAUCAAAUGGAUUUGGGUUUGUACCCAUGCCCAAAUACAAAUUACAGUUUGGUACCCAAACUUAAUAGAUAUGCAUAAUUAGUACCUAAAUUUAAUUUUUUUUGCAUAUAAGUCCUCAAAAUAUCGAUGGAAAAUUACGUUUUGGUACCUAAAUUUUUUGGUCUUACAUUUUGGUACCUAAACUUUUCAAAUUUUACAAAUAGGUCCAAUUUUUGGAUGUGUAGUUAAAACACCCUCAAGUAAAUGGAUAUCCAUAUCCAACCCAUACCCAUUUAGAUUAUAGAAGCCCCAAACCCAAACCCAUAUAUAAACCCCCAAAUCCAUAUGCACUUCACCCAUACCCAACCCAUUAUCAAUAGGUCUACUUGGGUUUGGGUAUAAUUACCCAUGGGUGGGUAAUUUGCCAUCCCUACCUAGUCAUACAUUUAAUCCGCUGAUGGGUAGUGGAAUUAUUAUAAGGUGAAGGGUAGUCGACUUUGUGGAACUCGAUGGACUGGUGGACGAUAGAUCAACAUAACCCAUGGAGACAUUUGUGGAUACGAUCCCCUCGACAUCGACCAAAGAGGUCCGAGAGAUCAUCAUAGUGUCCUUGGGGAAUCUCAAAUCCAAAGAUACCUGGUAGAAUAGAAUUUUUGCUGAGCUUCCAUUUUUGACCAAGACUGUUGCGGAGUGCGUACUAGUUGCUUUGUUGUGUACGUACCCGAUGUGUACGAGUGUCAUUUUAUUUUGUUUGAGGACUAUACCAGCACUUUUCCAUUCCUAGUUACGUGGAGAAAGGAAUUGCAAGCUGUUAUAUAUAUAUUGUUUUCUAGCUGCUGCCGUAGCUUAGGUUGCAGGGAGGAUGAUUGAGUCCAUUAAGCACCGAUUUAGGCGGAUUUAUUCCGGGUUAAUUUUUGGCAGAUUUCAAAAGGGUACCAUCACAGAUUUCGAGCGAUUUAUCCGAAAUGCCAUUUUCUUUAGAUUCUGGAGGCUACAGAUCACGGAAUCAGGCCGAGGCUAUUCUCCACCGAUAAUGAAGUCUAUUGAUCCUAUUCUCCACGGAUGAUUAGUCCGUUAAGCAUCGAUCUGGGCCAAUUUAUUUUCCAAUGGCAUUUUCGUAAUUUCUUGGGCGACGAAAGGCCAUUUUCUUUGGAUAUUGAAGGCUACAGAUCACGGAUUCGGCCUGAUGCUAUUCUCCAACGAUGAUUGAGUCCAUUAAGCACCGAUUUGGGCGGAUUUAUUCCUGGUCAAUUUUUGAUAGAUUCCAAAGGGGUACCAUCACAGAUUUCGGGCGAUUUAUCCGAAAUGCCAUUUUCUUUCGAUUCUGGAGGCUACAGAUCACGGAAUCAGGCCGAGGCUAUUCUCCACCGAUAAUGAAGUCUAUUGGUCCUA
Messenger RNA from Linum trigynum, 4417 nucleotides. NCBI's taxonomy places the organism in Eukaryota, Viridiplantae, Streptophyta, Magnoliopsida, Malpighiales, Linaceae. The record is from the annotation of a GenBank genome assembly.